AUGAGCAGCUUAGAAGUCGUCACAUUCCCCGUGGUCGUUGCCAAUUCCAGGCAGAGACUCAACUUGGGAAAGAAUAAAUCCCGCACAGGAGAAUUCACUUUUCGAGGCAAAAUAGAAUUGGCCAGGAGCAAGGUAGAUAAUAGUUCUCCAGAUGCACAGACUCAUCAUUAUUUCAAGGUCUCUAAGAUACAGGAUGCCCAGCGGAGGAUUGGGCAGCUUGAACAAGAAAAUAAAUCCUUGUCUAUACGUCUAGCUAAUAUAUAUCACGGUUCAGGUAUGGUUGAUUGCUGGAACGAGUACCAACAAAAGAGCGUGUUCCGACAGAAGCAGAAUAUAGAACUUGUAAGGAUUACUCUGGAGAACCAGGCAAUUCUUAAAAGACUUCGAGAUAGAAAGGCUACCUAUGACAGGAAGCAAUGCGAAAAGGAUUGGCAGAAUUCCAGGAAUUAUAUGAGAAACACUUCUCGUUUUCCAGUACCAAAUCAAGAUGCUAUCUGUCCUACUGAACUAGUGACUCCCAAAUUUGUUAGCAGUGCUACUCUCUGCCCACCUGCUCAAUGGAAUUCCAAGAAUUAUAGUCCCAGUGUACCUAAAUGGAAAAAGCACAUCCACAUUAUUGCUAGUACUUGUAAUCAGGCAUAUACAAUGUAUGAGAACCAGUUUGCUUUAGUUAAAGCACAAGAUUAG
Molecule: messenger RNA, 687 nt
Organism: Protobothrops mucrosquamatus (brown spotted pit viper)
Lineage: Eukaryota; Metazoa; Chordata; Lepidosauria; Squamata; Viperidae
Gene: CFAP97D1
Product: CFAP97 domain containing 1
Exons: 6
Coding region: 1-687 (228 amino acids)
Biological process (GO): sperm axoneme assembly
Source: RefSeq, a predicted model, not a curated record